ACUCUCUCUCUCUCUCUCUCUCUCUCUCUCUCGGCAAAGUAGGAUACUCUCGCAUCGAUCCAAUCACAUCUCCGGAUCCAGUCUCCGUUUAUUUAUUUAUUAUAUAUUAUUUAUCUAGUUAUUUAUAUUUUAUCUGCCUUUUCCCCGACCGUAGAUCGCUCCGAGUUCCUCUCAAGCUUCGUCGUGUACCCCACCCGCCCCCGCCCCCUCGCUUGAAACCCUAGAAUUUCGUCCCCUCCUCCGCACCAUUCGCGCACCUCUUAACCCCUCUCCACCUCCCGAUCCUCGCUUUCUACCUAUGAAGAAAUCGAAAUCGGCCAAGUCCCAGCCGCAGCUGCAGAACGGCCACGCUCUCCCCUCCAAAUUCGCCAAGUUGCUCGAUCCCGAUGCUACGUGGGACAAGGAUCAAUUGGGGGACGUACUGCAUUGGAUCCGGCAAGUGCUAGGUCUCGUUUGUGGAUUGGUGUGGGGUGCGGUGCCUCUCGUUGGCGCAAUUUGGAUUGUCGUAUUUCUGGUGCUCUCUUCUGGAAUUAUUUAUGGGUACUACACAUAUAUACUGAAGAUAGACGAGGAAGAAUUCGGGGGUCACACAAAUCUGCUUCAAGAGGGGCUCUUUGCUUCAUUCUCCCUUUUUCUGCUUUCAUGGAUCCUAGUAUACAGCUUAGCUCACUUCUGAGUCACUGCAAGAUGCGGCUCUCCGUAUCGUUUGCAGAAUAGCUUUUUCCCAAAACGGGUGUAAACUGCUUCUUUCGACGAGGCCUGUAGCUUAGACCUGUGUAGAAUGAGGAAAAUCAACUUAGAGAUGCAAGUACUGUUAAUCAGUUAAGUUUUACUCUCUUGAUACCCUGCAGAUGUGGGUGAGAGAUUGGCCACCACCUGGAUAUAUGAUUUUUCACUCGAGGUAAAUAAAAAGAUAUUUAUCUGAUGAAGAGAUUCGUAAGUAGCCUCCAAUUAUUUUGUCUUGUGUUUCAUGUAUUCUCUAGCGAAAUGCUAGUUUUCAUAUUCGUUACAAUAAGCACUCGAAAUAGCUGUUUAAAGAUAAUAAUAACAGAUACGACCUGUUUGUGUG
Messenger RNA from Ananas comosus (pineapple), 1069 nucleotides. RefSeq lists its product as uncharacterized. The transcript has 4 exons. The record is from RefSeq and is a predicted model, not a curated record. NCBI's taxonomy places the organism in Eukaryota, Viridiplantae, Streptophyta, Magnoliopsida, Poales, Bromeliaceae. Bases 299 to 676 code for a protein of 125 amino acids. Gene Ontology annotation, biological process: mitochondrial respirasome assembly.